Lobosporangium transversale is the source of this 421-nucleotide messenger RNA. RefSeq lists its product as hypothetical. The transcript is spliced from 2 exons. The record is from RefSeq and is a predicted model, not a curated record. The coding region runs from base 89 to 421 and encodes 110 amino acids. NCBI's taxonomy places the organism in Eukaryota, Fungi, Mortierellomycota, Mortierellomycetes, Mortierellales, Mortierellaceae.
UGUGCCUAUAUAUCUUUUGUUAUUAUCUUUUAAACAUUUGUCUACUGGUUCAUAUACACGUACCAAAGAUAGCCAAAUCUGUAAUGUGAUGAAUGCCGGACAAAGAACCAUGGUGAUGUUUCCAAUAGCUCUUUUCGUAUCGCCUAGCCCUUCUCCUCCUUCUAGCCUAUUCUCUCUCCUAUCCCGAGUCAACGUUCCCGUAGCCCAUCCAUUCCGCCAAGAAAAAAAAAAUAAUAAGAACGUUGCUCAAUUGCUUGUUACUGCUGUACGACGUGCAGAAAAAAAAAUAAAGAGCAAUUUAAAUUUGAAAUCCAAUGAUCCAAUGAUGUCCAUGUCGUGUCAUGUUCGCAGUCGUGCUAGUUGUUGCUUGACCUUGUGUUAUUCUCGGCUGAUUGCGCCACCACAUUGGGAAAGAUGUUGA